This is a messenger RNA of Hemicordylus capensis (graceful crag lizard), 3594 nucleotides long. RefSeq names its product metallophosphoesterase domain containing 1 (gene MPPED1). Gene Ontology annotation, molecular function: hydrolase activity. NCBI's taxonomy places the organism in Eukaryota, Metazoa, Chordata, Lepidosauria, Squamata, Cordylidae. The record is from RefSeq and is a predicted model, not a curated record. Bases 482 to 1390 code for a protein of 302 amino acids. The transcript has 8 exons.
AUGGCCAAGGUGCUGAGAAGAGCCUGCCAGGAAGCAGCCUCCUCUUCGCAACCGGCGCCCCUUUAAAUACUAGGGGGUGAGCCGCUAGGCGGGAUUUACAGUUUGCCUCAGGCCAGGAGAAAAUCUGGGGUCGCUCAUCUCGAAGUGUGAAGCAGCCUGCGAGGACGUAAUGUUGUGUAUCGGCCCUAGAAACCACGUACACUUGGGGGAUCCUUAUUGUCCCCUUUUGAGCUCCCCCCCGCCUCAGUUGACUGGAAUCAAGGAUCAUUUAUCUUCAUAGCUGUCUGCCUGACAGUUGACAAAGACUUUUGGCACUUGAAAGACUUAAAAGUGUUGCUGUGGCUUGGACACACUUUAUCAGGUUUUUGAAAGGAGAGCUUGCAUAUGAUGAGCUGAGGAGAGAACAUGGAUGUUUUCAGCCAAUACAGCAGGAUAAUGGAAAUGAUUCCCUGAAAAAGCAGCAUUGCCAUAUAGAGCAACCAUGGCUUUUGCCCAGUCGCACAUUAUGACAGCUAGAAGGCAUCAACACAGUAGACUUAUAAUUGAAGUGGAUGAGUACAGCUCAAACCCAACACAGGCAUUCACGUUCUACAACAUUAACCAGGGACGUUUCCAACCCCCACAUGUGCAGAUGGUGGAUCCUGUGCCCCAUGAUGCUCCCAAGCCUCCAGGAUAUACACGGUUUGUUUGUAUAUCAGAUACUCACUCCAGAACAGAUCCAAUCCAAAUGCCAUAUGGAGAUGUUUUAAUACAUGCCGGGGAUUUCACUGAACUGGGACUUCCUAGUGAAGUUAAAAAAUUCAAUGAAUGGUUAGGCAGCCUACCUUAUGAGUACAAGAUUGUGAUAGCAGGCAAUCAUGAACUGACGUUUGAUCAAGAGUUCAUGGCGGACUUAAUCAAGCAGGACUUUUACUAUUUCCCUUCUGUAUCCAAGCUGAAACCAGAAAACUAUGAAAAUGUACAGUCUCUUUUAACAAACUGCAUAUAUCUACAAGAUUCAGAAGUGACAGUGAGGGGCUUCAGGAUAUACGGUUCUCCUUGGCAACCCUGGUUUUAUGGCUGGGGCUUUAAUCUUCCUCGAGGCCAAGCACUCCUAGAGAAAUGGAACCUAAUUCCAGAUGGAAUAGAUAUUCUUAUAACACACGGGCCACCCCUUGGUUUCCUAGAUUGGGUUCCUAAGAAAAUGCAAAGAGUGGGGUGUGUUGAGCUGCUGAAUACAGUACAGAGACGAAUACAACCACGUCUCCAUGUUUUUGGACACAUCCAUGAAGGAUAUGGCGUUAUGGCUGAUGGAACUACGACGUAUGUGAAUGCAUCUGUAUGUACAGUGAAUUACCAGCCACUCAAUCCACCUAUAAUUAUUGAUUUGCCUACCCCAAGGAGCACAUGAUUAUUACAGGACACAAAUCUGCAGCCUGUGCACAAACUUAGAAGCUCUGUGCUCUGUCCAACAUGACAACUAAGCAUCUGUUAAAUUAUGAAAAUUCUUUCUUUCUUUCUUUCUUUCUUUCUUUCUUUCUGGACAAACCAUAGAGGCAAGAAUGAAGAGACAGGAAAGACAUUUGGUAUCAUAGUCUUCAAGAAGUGCUUUAAGAAAAGUAACAUUUUGAUGCUUUACUACAGAAAAAGGGGGUGCAUUGUGCAUUUUAUAGAGACAGCACAUUUUAUAUAUGGUAACAUUUUACCAUAUAUCAAAUGUUUUACUAAAGUUAUUAAAGGACAUUGCCUCUAGCAAUAUGAUUCUUUAUUAUGUUUACAAUUUUUACGUGUGUGUUAAAUACUAGCAUUUAUUCAUUUAAAGACAACUUCACAGGAUGAUCACAUGGGGAAGGAAAUAAUUGUGCUAUGUUCUUUUCAACUGUCAUAACAGCUAUAAGCCCAUGUCUUUAAGAGGUUCGGUUUGCAAUCCUGUACCCACUUGUUAGUGAAUAAAUCCCAUUGAACACAAUGGAACUUAAAUCUGAGUAUACAUGCUUAGGAUUGUACAGCAAAGGAAGCACAUUCUUUUCAAAUCUACAACCUUCCAGUCUUUUAAAAGCAGUGGAGGAAAGGUUUUAUCUUGUUGCACCUGGUAUUAAAAGUAAAAAGUUAUGUGGUACAGCUUGCUAAAGUGCUGUAAGCAUAAAAAGUCAAAAAGAGAGAGUGAGCUCAGGAAUUAAAAGCCUGCCCCCCUCCAAAAAAAAAACCCUAAAUACUUUUGUUGAGUUUUGGUUUUAAAACUCAUUUAGUUUUAACUUUCAUUUAGUUUUAACAUGAUGCAUAAUCUUCCUCUAUGCCAGUGUUCAAAGGCACAAGUAAAAUUAGGUGUAGCUUCACUCAACCAUCAAAAUACCCAUCCCUGCAAUAAUGCUAAAAUGGAGUGAAAUACACAACUACUCAUAGCUGGCUGAAAUCUAAUCAGCACAUUAGCACUAUUGCUGUUUUUUGCAGCUUUAGACAAAAAAACUCCCCUCAUCAUCCUAUUAGGCACAGCAUUUUGACAAAUUAGUCAAUGAAGUCCACUCUAAAGUAGCAACAAAGGAAGGAAGAAUACUGUCUGAAUGUUAUAGGCUAACUAUUGAACGAGGUCUCCAGAUGUGUGAAAUACUUUGUGCAAACAAGACAGACCUCACCAGGCAAGUCUGUACUCUCUGGCGCUGGCAAGCAGAUGCAUGCACUCAUAUGCUUCAGAACCUUCCACAGGAAGCAUAAAUACAGACUCUGACUACAGUACCUGCCUGUACAUUCCACCCCACACCCCCACCCACACACCAUGUCAGGAAUGUGGGACACUGAACAGAAAAGCUAGGUUUGUUUCACAUUGUUCAUCAACUAGCAAUCCCAGGUUUAAAAAUACCAUUCAUUAAUUUGUUAGCAUCCCUGAAACAAGGGGAAAUUUUAAAAGAAAAGAAAAAUAAACCCUAAUAACUGCAUGAAAACCCCAUGUGGUCAAUAAUAAGUCAUUACUGUAGGCCUGUUCACACAAAUUCCUCUGUGUGAUCAGGUGCAUGACAGAAAGGCUAGCAGGAGCCAGGAAAAUGGCAGUCAUGCCUACUCACAGCUGCAGGAAGAAGCGGAUCACAGAAAUGACUGUCAGCUCCUCAUAUGUACAACCCAGUUCACAUUAGCCCUUCUGCAUGCAGUCAUGUUCCCGUACACAUAAUCAGGUGGAGGAGUGUCAUAUUGUGAACUUGUUCUGAUGUGGCUGUUUUAAAAAGAUAAAUUUCCUUGAUCUGUGAAGAGACAACCCCAGAAAAAAAAAUAAGAAGAGGAAAUCUGCUUUCCUCAGACGAUUAGGACUCUAAAUUUUUACACUUAUUCAUAGCACUUCUGAAAAACUUAAAAAAGGAGGUGGAGUAUAUAGUUAAAAUGUGUAUUUUUUGGUUUUUUGCCUCUACAAAAUUGUUAUGUCAAUCAGGAAAUAUUCUCUGAAUAUUUUUUUCCCCUGAGGCACUUUCAAGAUAUUGUGUAUUUUUAUGUGAGAAUGAUUUUGAAAGGAAACAUUAAGAAGCUUUUGAGGUUACAAAAGUUUAAAAGUGUGGAAUCAUUUGGCAUAAUUGGAUUGUUGUAAUUUUUUGUCAAGCAUGUUAGACAAAUAAAAAUUUCUUAAAACUA